Myxocyprinus asiaticus (Chinese sucker) is the source of this 2657-nucleotide messenger RNA. It is a transcript of the gene stambpb, whose product is annotated as STAM binding protein b. The transcript has 10 exons. The record is from RefSeq and is a predicted model, not a curated record. Gene Ontology annotation, molecular function: protein binding; metal-dependent deubiquitinase activity; K63-linked deubiquitinase activity. Gene Ontology annotation, cellular component: endosome; cleavage furrow. Gene Ontology annotation, biological process: protein K63-linked deubiquitination. The coding region runs from base 204 to 1472 and encodes 422 amino acids. Lineage: Eukaryota; Metazoa; Chordata; Actinopteri; Cypriniformes; Catostomidae.
AAGCAAGCGAGUAAUUAAGACUGAAGCGUAAAGAAUGAAAUACACAAUCGCAGAAACCAAUUUAACGUGUCUGAAAUGAAUUGACAUUAAAUACAUUAAAGACUCAAUGAAGCACUUCUGUCAGCUAAUGUGACUGAGAUCUGGAAGGAGACGAGAUUUAUUAUCAGGUGUUGAAGGUCUAGACUUGGAUCGCUGUCCACAUCAUGCUGGACCAUGCGGAUGUGAGUUUGACCCCAGAGGAGCGGGUGCGGGCCUUGACGAAGAAGGGCAGUGCAGUGGACAUGAAUAUAGCAGUGCCCCUCCGAAGAUACUUCCGCUCGGGUAUGGAGAUGAUCCGCAUGGCACAUGUGUAUGCUGAGGAGGGCAACACAGAGCAUGCCUUCGUCCUCUACAACAAAUACAUCACGCUUUUCAUUGAAAAGCUCCCUAAGCAUCCAGAAUAUAAGAUCCCUAAUAUUCCUGAGAAGAAGGAGACUUUAAAGAAGCUAAAGGAGAUAGCUUUUCCUCAAGCAGAGCAGCUGAAGAAACUUUUAUCGCAGAGAUAUGAGAGAGAAUAUGCUCAGUACCUCAGUAAAAAGCGUGCCGAACAGGCAGCACUGGAACAGGAGUUGUCACGGCAGCGAGAGCUGGAGGCUGAGAGAAAGCGUGUGGCAGACAUGCAGAGAAAGCAGCUGGAACAGGAGCAGUUCAGUAUGUUUGAGGAGAUGAUACGGCAGCGCGACCGUCAAGGCGAGCGUCAGAAUAUCAGCACGCCAGCCUCUCCCCCGGAUGACGCUCUGCUCAUUCCUGGAAUCCAGGGCCCACCUGUGCCCUACCCAGCAUCUCCCACUCCCCCUCAGAGUCCACAGUACCCUUCAGCCAAUCACAAUGCUCCAACUGCGCCAAGCCCGGCUGCACCCCCAAAUAUUGACCGCUCACUUAAACCAGGCCAUCACAACACUACAUUGGUAGAUGGCUUACGCCAAAUAGCUGUCCCUGCAGAGCUUUGUGGUAAAUUCCUGCGACUGGCUAACAGCAACACCAUACGAGCAGUGGAAACCUGUGGCAUACUCUGUGGGAAACUGAAUAUGAACACGUUCACCGUGACACACGUGAUUGUGCCGAAGCAGUGUGGGGGUCCAGAUUACUGUGACACAGAGAAUGAGGAAGAGCUGUUUUUGGUGCAGGACCAGUACAACCUCAUUACACUGGGCUGGAUACAUACCCACCCCACUCAGACAGCCUUCCUCUCCAGUGUAGACCUGCACACUCACUGCUCCUACCAAAUGAUGCUGCCAGAGUCCAUCGCCAUCGUCUGCUCUCCCAAAUUCAACGAAACUGGCUAUUUCAGAUUGACAGACUACGGCAUAGAGGAGAUCUCGACCUGUACGCAGAAAGGCUUUCAUCCUCAUCCUAAAGAGCCUCCUCUUUUUACAAAUGGCAGCCACAUUAAAAUCACAGAAGGCACUGUAUCAAUGCUUGACCUACGGUGAUCCUCUCUGAUGUUUACACAGUGGUACUAUGAAGUGUAUUUUUUAAUCUGGAUUGCAGCUUUUGUCCUUGUUAACUCCUCUUAUGGACUGGUUGGCCAAUCAGCAUUUACUGGUGGUGGGAUUUCUUAAAGAGACACAUACUUGUCUACAGCAAGCUUUUUUUUUUUUUUUAUAUUUGAAAAUAUGAACACUAACUGAAUGUCUUAUGAUAUCUAUUGGGAGCUCAGGACUGCAACACAUGCAUUACACUGACCAUUGUUUAAAUUUGCUCUGUCCUAAUGAGCAAUAAGAAACUGUUUAUUAAAGGUUUAUUUAUGGUCUGUGGUAACAUCACACACUAACAUAUCUCCUAUGUAGAAAGAAUAUUAAAAGAAAGUCUUUUUGAAACUACUUUAAGAGAUGACAAUACUAACCACUGUACCACUGUGUUGAAUUCUUGAUUCUCAUCGGUUUGUAGAAAAUGACAAAACAACACCUUGGAAUGUUUAUAAUGUUCUUAAGUUCCAAAUUUGUUGACCACAUUACAUUUCCAUAUCACUCCGCCACAUUUUCUGCAAACUAGUAAUGGCUGCUUGGGCUGUUUUAAGAGACAUACUAAAUAUGUGGCGUAAGAAAGUAGCCCCAAACACGAGCGUUUUAGGGACAAAAAUCUGAAAAUUGUCUUGAGAAAUAUUUUGGGCCUCAUUCUUGAAAUGCUAAUUUCUGUUGAAACUAUUCAUGAAGCCAUUCUUGCAUAAAUUGUCAAACUGAAUUACUUUUAAACAAGUGUUUUAGGGACAAAAACCUGACAAUUGUCUCAAAACAUUUUGGGUCUCAUUCAUGAAAUGCAAAUUUUGGUGGAAAUGGUUUGUAAACCAUUCUUAAAUUGUUGCAUUGAAUUGUGCCACAAUGUAUUAUUUUUGCAAUUCCGUUUGGUUACGCUAGUGGUGUAGAAAUUACACAAUUCACCUUUGAAGUAUGAACUGAUGGAACAAAUCCAAAUGUAAAAAGAAACUGACAGGUAACCAGUUUUAUUUAAUAUUUACUUUAUUAAUAUGGAAUUGGUUGCUGUUAGCACAAUUUAUAAAUAUUAAGAACCAUUUAAGCUAUCGUUGUCAGUAUUAAGCAUGAAACCCCCGUAUUGAAGAAGGGAACAUUGAAUCAUAAAUUAACACACUUUUUUUUUUAAAAAAAGGACAAAAACAA